GAGGCUGGCUGAGGGAGCCCUGCUGAGCUCCCACCAUGGACAGCAGGACGUGGGGGGCCUGUAUCCUCUGCCUACUGAGCCCAUUACCAAUUGUACUGGGCCACGUGCACCCGGAGUGUGACUUGAUCACCCGGCUGAGAGAGGAUGAGAGUGCGUGUCUGCAAGCAGCAGAGGGGAUGCCCAACAUCACCCUGGGCUGCCCCGGGACCUGGGACGGGCUGCUGUGCUGGCCCACGGCGGGCCCUGGCGAGUGGGUGACUCUCCCCUGCCCAGCCUUCUUCUCUUACUUCAGCUCGGAGCCCGGCACAGUGAAGCGGGAUUGCACCGUCGUGGGCUGGUCCGAGCCCUUCCCGCCCUAUCCUGUGGCCUGCCCGGUGCCCCUGGAGCUGCUGACAGAAGAGAAAUCUUACUUCUCCACGGUGAAGAUCAUCUACACCCUGGGCCACAGCAUCUCGAUCGUGGCCCUCCUGGUGGCCAUUGCCAUCCUGGUUGCUCUCAGGAGGCUCCACUGCCCCCGGAACUACAUCCACACUCAGCUGUUCACCACCUUCAUCCUCAAGGCCGGGGCCGUGAUCCUAAAGGACACCACCCUCCUCCACGGCGAGAACACGGACCACUGCAGCCUCUCCACUGUUCUGUGCAAGGUCUCUGUAGCCACCUGCCACUUCGCCACCAUGACCAACUUCAGCUGGCUGUUGGCAGAAGCUGUCUACUUGACCUGCCUCUUGGCCUCCACGUUGCCCAGCACCAGGAGAACCUUCUGGUGGCUGGUUCUCGCUAGCUGGGGGUUUCCCCUGCUCUUCACUGGCACAUGGGUGGGUUGCAAGUUGGCCUUCGAGGAUGCUGCGUGCUGGGACCUGAACGACAGCUCCCCCUACUGGUGGAUCAUCAAAGGGCCCAUCGUCUUCUCUGUUGGGGUGAACUUUGGGCUUUUUCUCAAUAUUAUUCGCAUCCUGCUGAGGAAACUGGAGCCAGCUCAGGGCAGCCUCCACACCCAGUCUCAGUACUGGCGCCUCUCUAAGUCAACCCUUCUCCUCAUCCCGCUGUUUGGAAUCCACUACAUCGUCUUCAACUUCCUGCCCGACAGCGCUGGCCUGGGCAUCCGCCUCCCCCUGGAGCUGGGGCUGGGCUCCUUUCAGGGCUUCAUUGUUGCCACUCUGUAUUGCUUCCUCAACCAAGAGGUGAGGACUGAGCUCUCACGGAGAUGGCAUGGCCACAACCCUGAGCUUCUGCCAGCCCGGAGGACUCACGCCAGGUGGACAGUGCCCUUCCGCUCAGGGACUAAGGUGCUGACAUCUGUGUGCUAG
This is a messenger RNA of Miniopterus natalensis, 1307 nucleotides long. RefSeq names its product growth hormone releasing hormone receptor (gene GHRHR). The record is from RefSeq and is a predicted model, not a curated record. Gene Ontology annotation, cellular component: plasma membrane. NCBI's taxonomy places the organism in Eukaryota, Metazoa, Chordata, Mammalia, Chiroptera, Miniopteridae. Gene Ontology annotation, biological process: cell surface receptor signaling pathway; positive regulation of cell population proliferation; adenylate cyclase-activating G protein-coupled receptor signaling pathway. Gene Ontology annotation, molecular function: growth hormone-releasing hormone receptor activity; growth factor binding; G protein-coupled peptide receptor activity.